AUGAUUAAAGAUAACAACGAAAUUGUUCCACUAAUGGGCAAGAAAACAAACCCUCCUGGAAUUCCCCCUGCAAACCAGCAAGAGAAAAAGGUGACUGAAGGCACUCCCACCAAGAAAAGUUCCCACUUUUUCCUGGAGAUUGAUGGUUUUGAAAGCAAUGCCACUCCCAGUAACACCUCUCCCCCCGUGUUUUCCAAGCCCAUGGAUUCAAAUAUUCGCCCGUGUGCAUCUGGAAAUGGGGAAGACAUGGAUUCCCCACAGUCUCUUCAGGAUGAUGCCACUGAAUACAGCCCUAACGUGGACAGCUGCGGUGCUAACACCUCCCAAGGCCCCGAGCUGAGGAGUGCCAGGAAGAAGCUGAAGAGGAAUCUGUUCCGGGCAGUGUCCGAAGGGAACGUGGAGGAGCUGCAGCGGCUGCUGGCGGAGCUGAAGGAGAGAUCGAGUGCCUGCAGCAGCCUGCCAGGGCCAGACUACCUGAUGAAAAAAUUCACAGCUUCAGACACUGGCAAAACUUGUCUGAUGAAAGCUCUGCUGAACAUCAACGAGAACACAAACGAGAUAGUGAACAUGCUCCUGUCCUUUGCAGAGGAAAAUGGCAUUUUGGAGAGAUUUAUCAAUGCAGCAUACACAGAAGAGGCAUAUAAAGGCCAGACAGCUCUAAAUAUUGCCAUUGAGAGGAGACAGUAUGAAAUCACCCAGAGCCUCAUAGAAAAAGGAGCUGAUGUCAAUGCUCACGCCCAGGGUAUUUUCUUUAAUCCCAAACACAAGCAUGAAGGCUUUUAUUUUGGUGAGACUGCCCUGGCUUUAGCAGCAUGUACCAACCAGCCAGACAUAAUUGAGCUGUUAAUGGACAAUGCCAGGACCAAUAUUUCCUCUCAGGAUUCCAGAGGAAACAAUAUCCUGCAUGCAUUAGUUACAGUGGCAGAGGAUUCCAGAACACAGAAUGACUUUGUGAUCAGAAUGUACGACAUGAUUCUGCUGAAAAGUAAAGACAGAAAUCUGGAAACAACCAAGAAUAAGGAGGGUUUGACACCACUGCAAUUAGCUGCAAAAACUGGCAAAUUAGAGAUUCUGAAAUACAUCCUGAGCAGAGAGAUCAGAGAGAAGCCAAACAGGAGCCUGUCAAGAAAAUUCACAGACUGGGCUUAUGGUCCUGUUCAGUCUUCUCUGUAUGAUCUGACAGAGCUGGAUACCACUGCUGACAACUCAGUGCUGGAAAUCACCUAUUUAUAUUAAAAAAAUACUCAGAAUCGUCACGAAAUGCUGACUUUGGAGCCUCUGAACUCACUCCUGAGGAUGAAAUGGAAGAAGUUUGCACGGCACAUGUUUUUCAUGUCCUGCUGUUUUUAUUUCCUGUACAAUGUAACGUUAACAUUGGUUUCCUACCACAGGCCUAAUGAAAAUGAAGCUCCUCCUUAUCCACUGGCUCUGACUCGAGGAGUGGGGUGGCUGCAGUUGUCAGGACAGGUGAUGGUUAUGUUAGGAGCAAUAUUUUUAGCCAUAAAAGAGAGUGUGGCCAUCUUCCUGCUCAGGCCCUCAGACCUGCAGUCGAUUCUCUCUGAUGCCUGGUUCCACUUUGCAUUUUUUAUACAAGCUUUGCUUGUGAUCUUCUCUGUCUUUUUGUACUUGUUUUCCUACAAAGAACACCUGGUGUGUCUUGUUUUGGCAAUGGCCCUUGGCUGGGCCAAUAUGCUCUAUUUCACCAGAGGUUUCCAGUCCAUGGGCAUUUACAGUGUGAUGAUUCAAAAGGUCAUCCUGCAAGAUGUGAUAAAGUUUUUAGUUGUCUAUAUCGUGUUUUUGCUGGGAUUUGGCGUAGCUCUCGCUGCCCUGAUCGAGACGUGCCAGGAGGGUGGGGAAUGCCGUUCCAACAGCAGCCUGGGACCCGUCCUGAUGGAUCUUUUCAAGCUCACCCUUGGACUGGGGGACCUGGAGAUCCAGCAGAACUCCAAGUACCCUGUCCUGUUUCUCCUGCUCCUCAUAACUUUCGUCGUGCUGACGUUUGUUCUUCUCUUGAACAUGCUGAUUGCAUUAAUGGGAGAAACCGUGGAGGAUAUUUCUAAGGAGAGUGAGCACAUCUGGAAACUCCAGAGAGCCAGGACUAUUUUGGAAUUUGAAAAAUUCUUACCAAAAUGCCUGAGGAAAAAAUUCCAGCUGGGAGAACGGUGUAAAGUGGCUGAAAAUGACACCAGGGUGUGUUUAAGGAUUAAUGAAGUGAAAUGGACCGAGUGGAAAACCCAUGUUUCAUUUAUUAAUGAAGAUCCAGGGCCAACAGAUCCAAGCAAAAUUCAAGAUAAUUCAAGAACUAAUAGCAAAAACACCCUGAAUACGUUUGAAGAAAUGGAUGAUUUGCCUGAAACUUCUGUUUAG
Sturnus vulgaris (Common starling) is the source of this 2367-nucleotide messenger RNA. Lineage: Eukaryota; Metazoa; Chordata; Aves; Passeriformes; Sturnidae. The record is from RefSeq and is a predicted model, not a curated record.